Molecule: messenger RNA, 2754 nt
Organism: Periophthalmus magnuspinnatus
Lineage: Eukaryota; Metazoa; Chordata; Actinopteri; Gobiiformes; Gobiidae
Gene: ngb
Product: neuroglobin
Exons: 5
Coding region: 271-750 (159 amino acids)
Molecular function (GO): oxygen binding; heme binding
Source: RefSeq, a predicted model, not a curated record
AGAACUUGUCUCCCUGACUGCAACGUGGGCUGGGGGAAGAGAGCGCAAGUGCAACAUAGUGUCAGGCAAGGCUACAGCAACACUCACAUCACAACAACAUCCCAGAGCCCGCUGCACCAGAGGGACACAGAGGGACGACUGACCACUGUGAGGUGUUUGGUCCCUGUGUUUGUCUUCUACGGUGCAGCACUGGUCAAACUCAGACUUGUUUUACAGCAGAGGGCUGGUGUGUUUCUGAAGAGCAGUCUGACACUUGUAGCCUGCGAAAGGAUGGACCUGCUGUCAGAGAAGGACAAGGAGCUGAUCCGUGGCAGCUGGGAGAGCCUGGGCAAGAACAAAGUGCCUCAUGGUGUCAUCAUGUUCUCCAGACUGUUUGAGCUGGACCCCGAGCUCCUCACUCUCUUCUACCACAGGACCAAGUGUAGCUCCAGUCAGGACUGCCUCUCUAGCCCGGAAUUUGUGGAACAUGUGACUAAGGUGAUGCUAGUCAUUGAUGCUGCUGUCAGUAACCUUGAUGACCUGCCCUCGCUGGAGGACUUCCUGCUGAACUUGGGGAGGAAACACCAGGCUGUGGGAGUGCAUACACAGUCCUUUGCUGUGGUGGGAGAGGCCCUUCUCUACAUGCUGCAGUGCAGUUUGGGUCAGGCCUACACUGCGCCUCUGCAACAAGCCUGGCUCAACAUGUACAGCAUCGUUGUGGCGGCUAUGAGCCGAGGAUGGGCCAAGAACGGAGAGGACAAGGCCGACUGAAGCCCAGCGCUGCAACAGAUGCUGCCAAAUCACUCGACAUGGUUGCCAUGGAAGAAGGUUGUGUAACUUGCAACAUUGUGGCUUUGGCUGCUGUGCAUUUGCUCAGUGAGUGGGGUAGCGUAGCAUAGCAAAUGUAUGAUGUGGUUAAACAUGACAAUUGGAUUGACCGAAGCCUAGUUUAUUUUUGUUGUUGUGGAUGUUAGCUACCAGGCAAUGAUGCUGUACAGCUGUAAGGACCUGUGCCAACCCACUUUGGUUCUUAACGGUCUGGACAAAGUCCCAAGGAGGCAAGCAUCCAGGACCUAGCUGCCAAUCCACUUUGUAUAUAGUGGCUUAAAUUAUCUUCUGUACUGAUAGCAGUGACUGUUGUGGUCUCGUGUUGUAUCUUAAAGUUACACAUGUGUAAAUCACUUGAUAUUAUAUUUAGGCAUCAUAUACAACUGGAGCUGUGAUGACUACUGUGGCCAGGACUGGCAGCUGUCUAUCAACUGGAACACAGUUGUACUAACAUGAGACAACUGAUAAAGCAAUGCCACUUGGCACAACAUUUUCAUAACUACUGACCUACUGAUUACAAGCACAGAUCUACUAUAAUAAUAAUUGAAUAGAAGUGUUAUUUUUGAUAGCUUUCUAAAGUGAAUCAUGACUGUUAAGGCUUAAGUGCACCUUACUGACUGGUGUGCAAUGUGCUCCUUCUGUGAGCGUCUUGUUCCAAUAGGCUCUAGUGGACUGUUACCCUCAGCUCAGACUGUUAUGUGACCAUGGAGUUUGUAAGAGAAUGAUUUUGGGGGAUUUUUUGUCUUCUAGAAGGAUCAGGUUACUGUUAUUUUAUGUUUUUAGUGUAGCCCUGUGUGUACCUAUUGAAAGUAAUGUGGCUGCAGAUAACUUUACCUCAGAUCCAGAGGUGCGCUGUGACUAAGAGUGUGUGAAAACUUACAGACCGAGGAUAUUUAUGUGAAAUUUAAUGUGAAAAUAUCAUAUACAAUAACUCAUAACGUCUGCUGUCUGUAUACGUGUUCUAUAUACCUUCUCUAUAGCACUGUAUGGAACAUCCUUGGCUGUUAUUUACAUGUAUGGUCAUAAUGCCAAGUAACUUAGCAACAGUGUGCUAAGUAUUUCAUAAUAUCAACUGUUAAUCCAAGCUGCUGAUAUGUGGUUACCAUUGCUUUAGGAUGAGUUUACAUGUAAACAAUUAUUUUUAUAUCUUAUAUUUAUCCGUAGUUAAGAGCAUUUACUUUUGGACAGAUUUAAUGUACAGCACACUAUACACUAUAAAGUCUAAAGCUUAUGAGUAAUUGUAAUAUUUUGAGUAAAUAUAUUACUAUAUCACAUGCACUGUCUCUGGAUUACACUUUUGAUAGUGAGAGCCAGUGCUACAGUUCUCAUUGUCUUACAUGUUUGAGUGCUGCCACCGGCAUUUGUAAUGUUAGUUAACUGUGUAUAGGUGGCAUAUAUAUUUAUAAAGUCACACAUUAAAAUAACUACUCUUUAAUUAGCCUUAAUAAAGCAUGAAUUUAUAAUGAAGUAGUUCAUUAAGAAGGAUUCAGGCUUAGUAACUGCUUAAUUAAAAUCCUCUCUCCUAACCCUAGCCUACUUAAUUAAGUAGUUACUAAGCCGGUAUCAAUAAGACUUGCUUUAUUAGGGUUAAUUAAGGUGUAGUUAAUAAAAUGUGGCACCAUUUGCAGUGAAUAUUUUCUUAUCCUAUGCAGGACUUUUGUGCUUUUGUUCCCAAUUAACCCCAAUCUCUUUUUUAAUAUUUAUGAGCAUUUCAAACUGUUAGCAUGCUACCUAUAGUUUGAUAUCUUUACAUUUUUGGCUGUGUUUCUGUCUACCUCAUUAUUAUUGGCUGCUAGCUACUAAAACCAACCAUGAUGACUAGUUACGAUCCUACAACCAAAAAAGUCAUGAACGCACAUUUUGGAUGGACUGUUUGUCACCGGAUUUGAUAACCACUGCUGUGCUUGUUUGUGUUGCAGUAAUAAAGUCUUAUAUGUGGUAUCAGUG